Molecule: messenger RNA, 3819 nt
Organism: Drosophila elegans
Lineage: Eukaryota; Metazoa; Arthropoda; Insecta; Diptera; Drosophilidae
Gene: mi
Exons: 9
Coding region: 379-3228 (949 amino acids)
Source: RefSeq, a predicted model, not a curated record
CCGCCAAAAUCGGGCAGAUGUUCACGCAGACAGCGAUUUUAAACAACAGUAUUUUAUAACUAAAUUAACUAAUUAAAGGUGUUUUGAGAUCAAAUGUUAAGAUGAACUAAGUCCGCCAAAGUCGCGCGCACAACUGGAAAUUACACAGAAGUUCGGAGCGUGCGACUCGAACGCAUUAAAUGCCCGCAAAAAUUUGACUUCUACGCGCGUUUUUCGCUUGGGCGGCUGCUUAGUUUUCCCCGACCUGGGAAAAGUGCCACAUUUCCAAAAAGUGUUUAUCGAGCUCCAAAAAGUGGAGCGAGCCUGUACAAAAUGCCGCGUGCCUAAAAUAACUAGGGGAUAUAAAACUACAACAAAAAAUCUAUUUUUAUUCAAAGAAUGGCCACCAGCAACUCAAUUAGGAAUAAAAUAAACAACAGCUACGAAUCGGAGCCUUCUACGGGAAGCGGGUCUUCGCUCAGUGAAAACAAUGAGGGCCAUAUAUCUGACGAGGAGCACAUGAAUCUGCCGUAUCUAAUGAAACCGAAACCACUGAGCAACCAGCCCGUCAACAGCAAUUCCACUGCGGAGACACCGACGCCACCCAACCAAAAGCCAGGCAGCCAGGAGUCCCAGUUCCUGGGCUUUGGCGACAGUCCCUAUGGCCAGGUGAACAAACGUCUCUACGGCUCCCAGCUGCAAAACCUAAAACUGCCCGAGGUGGAACCCCCAGCCGUCCGUCGCCCCUCGCCGGGAAAGAUUGUGUUUCCCCGGUUCUACGACACCCUCAUCGAGGAGAACAGCUGCAAUGCCGUGGACAUGGCCGUGUCGGUUGCCAUCACUUCCACGACAUCCACGGGCAGCCUCUCAUUCGAUGGCAAAAUUAAAAGUCUGACUGCGAGACCUGACGAUCAGGAGAAGCCAGGUCCCUCCAAUGCCAAUCCCCGACUCGCCACCGUGCUGGAUACAUCGCUGAACACUUCGCAGCAUAAGUUCAACAAUGAACGCUCGCCCGAUCUCUUUGCCGACAGCGACGAGGAAGCGGAAAAUGAUGAUCAGGUGGAUAAGGAGCCGGCCACAAGGCUUGAGGAUUUGCCUGAGGUGCUGGAGGAGUCGCAGUGCACCAGCGAUGUGCGCGCCCGCUGCUCUCUAACCGCCCCCACCGAGUCUAGCUUUGUGGAUGAGCAAACGAUGGACCUGUCGGCCACCCAGCUUAACGCCAACGAUCCACGAUCGCAUUUCUUGGAGAAUUGCCGGCGCGAGCGGGAACUCUAUCGGCGGAUACGGCGCUGUCUUCAGGGCGUGCGCCCGCCGCCCACAGUGACUACACCCGAUGUGGAUGUCAUCAAAAUGGUGCUCAGCAUGAAGUCAAAUGUACUCAGCUUUCUCUCUAAGGAUUCGCCAGCCUCGACGCCCGCAAUAGAGGACAGUGGCAUAAGUGAAACGACCUCGUUGUUCAAACCCACUCACAGUCUCUCCGAGGCUCAAAACAUGGGCUGGCGGGACGUGCUUGGAGUGCGACAUCAUGGACUGAGCUAUAAUCUUAACAAAGCUGCCGAACAAAAUGAAUACCUCAGCAUGUCCGUGGUGGACAGAUACGUGGGCGUGGAAACAGCCACUUCCUACGUUCGAUCCCCCUCGAGUGCCAAGAAGCGAAACAUGCGUAUGAAAAUGUUAACUCAAUCGCCUGGCAAUCGACUUAGUCACCUGGCCAAGCGCCGUGCCAUAUUUUCUUCUGCAAAUCUGGCCACCAACUCACUGAAACUCAACAGCUCCAUUGGACCACAACUUAUGGUAGAUAAGAAAAAAGCGCGAAAUAAACGCAAAGCCACGCCCAAACGAAAGACGCCGGGCAGCAAAACCAAAGCCCGAAAGACGCCAUCUUCAUCCGCCCGCAAGCGUCUGUACCGCACCGAUCUCAUCAAGCCAGGACCUUCGAGGGAAACUUCCAAGCGUGCCUUAUUCCAAAGCCCAGCCAAGUCGCUCCAGCAACAGCAGCAGCAGCUUAUGCCGCCCAAGCCACUCUUCAAGCCUGAGAUUGCCAAUCGCGUGGAGCGAUCGAAGCGAGCUCUCUUCUCGCCGGACCACCAGGGCAGCAGUAAUCAGCUAGAGUCGCUGCUAAAGCGAAAAAGGAAUGCCUGCGAUGACGAGGACUCCGCUGACCUGGCUAGCCAGAGCAGCAAGCUAUUCCGAGCCGAGAGCAGUGGCCCCAGUGGCUUGACGCCUCGCGCUCUCAAGAUCAAGAGUCAGAGCUUCUGCAUUGGAGCUGGUUCCUCCACGGCAGGUGUUCAGCUGAAGUUGGCUCAGCAGAUAGCUGCACCCGCUGGCCAAACGCGUCUAAGUCUGGGACUGAGCGGCAGCCGUAGCAACCUGGUGAACAGCUCCUCCUUUGCGAGUGGUACGCCUCUGGCGAGUAAACUGCUGCGUGCGCACUCGGAGAUGAGCGCCACUCCCAAUAGCAGUAUGACGGAUAACCAGCGAAAGAAAUUGCUUUGGGCUGUGUCUCAGGCACUGCAGGAGCGAAAGAUCACGGCGAAGCACGAGCUCUUCCGUCAACAUGCGGCAGAUCUUACACGCAUUGUGAAGCGCAUCUUCCAGGAAUUCUACCUGGGGCAUUCAUCCAGCAACAGUGAGACUCUGCUAAGGCUGGCCAAGAAGUUUGCGUUUAGCGUGAUUGCGGGCAAAAAUGCGGAUGACGUUUACCUGCAGGCACGCACUCAGGAGAGUGAGGCCAAGCGGCUGUCUAGCACCCGGCUCUCCGGCUACAUUAGCCCUGAGGAGUUUGCCCAGCGUAAGAUGCUUCUUUCGCAAACAUCGGCAGUUGGAGCAGCUGCCGGUUCGGGGCGUUCUCUGCACAACCUUUUCGGCAGUGAGAACUCCAUCGAUUCAUUCGGUUUGAGUCAAAUGAGUCUGCCGACGAACAACUGCUCGGAUACGCAAUCGAGUAUAGUGGACCGCAUAUCGGAGGAUCUGUUCUGCAAGGAGCGGCAACCCAUCCGGCCCAAUCCCACGCUGCAGAACAGCUCGUCGAAGAGCAACCUAGGCGGACUGGCGCUGCGCGAGAACAUGGACUGCGAAACGCGUCGGUCGGCGCAGAAGAACUUCACCGGCAAGGACCAGCAGAACAUCAGCCCGUACUUUGGCGGUGGUGGAAGUAACGGCUCGGCGCGAAAGUUCCAAUUGCAAUCAGUGGGCAACAGUAACAACUCUGGAGGCAAGGCCAAGCGACAGAUUUCCUUUGACUGCUAAAACAGCAUAGUAAAAAAGGAUUUUGUUUAAAUAAGUAAUGCUUUUACUAGCAGAGCAAGAACCAGAUAUAUAGGAAUCAAAAUAGGCAAUCGAGCGCCCUUUUGUUCUUGCCAAGGUUGGCACAACAUUUACUCCGUUUAUUGUUUCAAUUAUUUUUUUGGUUGUUUUAGCUUAAUUUAUUUAACUGCCAGGUCUCUUAAAAAUCAAGCACUUUUCAUAUAAUGGCAGACAACCGUAUAAAUAGGUAUAUGUAAAAUACAUCUUGUAUAGAUCUUAUAGAUCGCCUUACCUUAGACUCGCCCAAGACUUUUCCUUGAACACAAAUUUAGUUACAAAUUCAACUAAGAUUCUUUUUUAAACUAACGGCAUAUAGGAUCUAUAUGGGAUUUAUUUUAUGCGACUCAAGUUUGAUGAAUGCAAUAUUUUCCACUGAAGUUUAGAUGUAUUAAGAACAGUUUGUGCUUAAAAAUUACAAAUUUUAACUAACUAAAUCGCGUGAGUACUCCAUGCAACUGAAAUUAAGCUGAAAUCAAGUUCUGUAAGAGUGUAAAGUGAAAUUAGUAUAAUAAAAGCGCCCCCAAUCAGUAGUAA